AUGGCCCUUCCACCUUCGACCGCAAACUGGCAUUGGAAAAACAAAAACGUCACAAAAUGGGGGAAAGAUUGGUUCGAGCAAGAGUUGCUGGCCGUUCGCGUAAAGGGAGAAAAAGAAGGAGAAGAAUUGUUUAUUUCUGAUGUUAAAGAAGUAGAUGGUGACAUUGAGCUCGGUCAGAGGAAGAGCAAGUUGAUUACAAUCUACGACUGCAAAAUCAGUCUGGCAUUCGAAGGGACCGCUUCCGAUGGGACAUCUGUUCAGGGAACGAUUCAAAUUCCUGAAGUCUCUCAUGAAAUUACAGUCGACAAGACGUCAGACUACUCUUACUACUGGUCUCCUUCUGCCUCCUCCCCUACAGUGGACGCUCUCAUUGCUCAAAUGCGCAAGUCGUUCCCUCCGAUCCUAGAAGAAAUAUUUGCCAGAUUCCCAGCUGCGAUGAUCGAUACUCAUGGAAAAGAUCUUACCGUGAGCGCAGAUCCAAGUCGGGCGGGUACCCCUGCACCUGGAGCGUCGUCCUCUUCGGCUUCCGGAACAGCAGCAGCACCCACUACUGCUUCCGCCACAACAUCAGCUAAAGUAGAGAAGAAGGCAGGAAAGGUGAACACGUCGACUGUAGAAGUAGAAGCUACGCUGGUAGCCACUGCGGAUGAUUUGUUUAGCCUCUUGACGGAUGAGAAGCGGAUUCCGAUGUGGACUAGAGCUCCUGCCCAGUCUGCCGCCAAAGCUGAUACGGACUAUUCGCUUUUCGGUGGAGGUGUUAAAGGAAAGUAUAUAUCAUUGGAACCUCCGAAAAAGGUUGUCCAGACUUGGAGUCUGUCGAGUCCUACGUGGCCCGAAGGACACGCCGCCACAUUGACGACGACUCUUGACCAGUCUUCUGAAUCGACCAAGGUUACAUGGGUUCUGCAAGGUAUUCCAAAAGGUCAGGAAGAUGAAAUCAAAAAUAAUUUGGAGGGCUACUAUAUCCAUGGUUUGAAAUCCAUCGGACUGGGAAGUAUUCUUUGA
Molecule: messenger RNA, 1005 nt
Organism: Marasmius oreades (fairy-ring Marasmius)
Lineage: Eukaryota; Fungi; Basidiomycota; Agaricomycetes; Agaricales; Marasmiaceae
Exons: 7
Coding region: 1-1005 (334 amino acids)
Biological process (GO): protein folding; positive regulation of ATP-dependent activity
Cellular component (GO): cytosol
Molecular function (GO): ATPase activator activity; protein-folding chaperone binding
Source: RefSeq, a predicted model, not a curated record